Messenger RNA from Carassius auratus (goldfish), 1369 nucleotides. RefSeq names its product E3 ubiquitin-protein ligase pellino homolog 2-like. Bases 575 to 931 code for a protein of 118 amino acids. Gene Ontology annotation, biological process: regulation of Toll signaling pathway; protein polyubiquitination. The record is from RefSeq and is a predicted model, not a curated record. The transcript is spliced from 3 exons. Gene Ontology annotation, molecular function: ubiquitin protein ligase activity; protein binding. Lineage: Eukaryota; Metazoa; Chordata; Actinopteri; Cypriniformes; Cyprinidae.
CAAUGUUUACAUUUAUGUAUUUAGCAGAUGCUUUUAUCCAAACAGAAGAAGCAGUUCAUCAAUAAUAUCCAUAGUUCAAUCUUUGACUCUUUCAUCUUUUCGAUGGUUCCUUUUGCAACUUUUCCCUGAAAAGAGGAACCAGAAACGGCUUUUCUGUGAAAACAGUCUUUUAAGAGUGUAACCGCGUCAGCUUUGUUAGAUGCUGGAUUUAAUUUGGGUUGAUGAAUCAGCCAAUCAGGUGCCGGUAUCGUCUGUCCUGGAGUCCCGGCUCGGUCUGAUAUAGGAGGAUCCACUCAGGAAGUGUGUGUGAUAGCAGGAAGUGCUUCUGCAGCGGCUGGCACACACACAUCCAGUCAGAACAUAAUCUGAUCUGUGUUAGGAACACUACAUCCAGCUGCAUGCAUGAUGGGUUUAGUUAUGUGUUAAUAUUAAUUAAUAAUGCCCCAUGAGCACAUGAAUCUGUUUCUGUUGAUUCAUCGUUUGAGUCUGAAGAAAAGAGGUGAACUAGAAUUGACUGGUUCUAAAUGAAAGCGUUGUUGCUCCGUGUUUGAAGAUGUAACACACACAGUUUCUCAUGCUAGUGUGUGUGUUGAGCGUGAGUGUGUGUGUGUGUGCUCUCUGCAAGAUGAGCCGCUUCGCUCUUCACAGGAGGACCAGAGCUAACGGCGUCAAGCCCAGCACCGUACACAUCCUCAGCAACCCACACAACAGCGAGGCGGUGAACAGCAGGGGGCAGCACAGCAUCUCCUUCACCCUCUCCAGGAACCAGACCGUGGUGGUGGAGUACUGCCAUGAGGACCACACAGACAUGUUCCAGGUGUUUUCUAGAAGCUCAAACGACAGAUCACGGUUUCGAUUCUCAGCAAAAGUCCCUGAUACAAAUGUACACAGAUCAUUCAUGCAUGUGUGUGAAUGUAACGCCUUGAGUUGAGAAACUGACACAUAGUCGAUGUUUGUGCAGCUCAGUCGUAUAGUGCAGACUUCAUGCUCUGCAGUGUAUCUCUGAGUUCAGCAGCACUUCUGACCCUCGGAUCACACUGAAGACUGACCGGCUCCGCUCUGAUCUGUGUGAUGUGUGUUCUGCAGGUCGGCCGCUCCACCGAGAGCCCCAUAGACUUCAUGGUGACGGACACACAGGGAGCGUCCCAGGAGAGCGAGGACUCGUGUUCGGCUCCCAGCACUAUCUCACCCAAGGUGCACUGACGAUCGCAAAUCAUAGCGUGAAUAAAAGUGAUCCUUGCAUACCUUCAGACUGUUUCGGUUUCGUUCUUUACAUUUACAGUCGGAAAUAUUUAUGUCUAGUCUUUAAAAAUGCCAUCCGUAAAUCAAGACGCAUUUUACUGGAGACGCAAAAGUCUUGUUUUCCGGU